AUGCGUUUCAGACUCGAGCGCCCCGCCGUCUUCCAAACUGACUAUGUCGACGUAUCUACUGGGAAGGCGGCAUACACCUUGACAGCACAUCAUGCCACACGUUUUACGACACUAGACUUAGUCAAGCACUCUGAGAACCGCUUCAGCCAGAUCGCUAGUAUCUGUUGCCGAGAGCUACUCGCGGACACGAUCGAGUUGACGGACAUCGAGCUUCUGGCUACUGUCCCUACUAUCACACGCGCUGGGGAGAGUUACGCAGAGAUUAUAGGAGAGCGGACGACGAUCAAAGCGAAGAAGUACGUUAGAAAGGAGGGGAAGAGUAGGAUAUGGACGAUCAGGACGCCGACUGCCGCCACCUUCAUAUGGACCGCAGAUGACCGGGAGCUGAUUCUUCGCACUUCAGAUGGAAUCGAGGUCGCGUAUCUUCGACCUCCGAAGUAUGGAGAUGACCCAGCGACCGGAUUCCACACGAUCUUCCACAUCGAGGACGACGUCCUCGCGGACAUGGAUCAAAUCAUCGUGAGCGGCACUUAUCUGAAGUAUAAGAUGGACCACUCAGGGUCUACUGCGUCAGUCCAGAACACAUACAUGCCUGCAGUUGCAGUAUCUGCGUCGGGAUUGGUGCACACAUCAUCUGCUGCACCAUCGCAAUCUUAG
Messenger RNA from Peniophora sp. CBMAI 1063, 657 nucleotides. The record is from the annotation of a GenBank genome assembly. Lineage: Eukaryota; Fungi; Basidiomycota; Agaricomycetes; Russulales; Peniophoraceae.